GUCAUGCACUCCCCAGGUGGCGCAGCUAUCGCGUGCUUCAUUGGUAAUUGGGUCAGAUAUUAUUGCGUUCAUUUCAAUAUGGCACAGGCAGGCAAGUGAUAACAAGAUACUGGAUCAAAGGGGAAUCAACAAAGUGAAAAAAGUCAAACAAGAGGAAAGACAAGUUCUGAGAUAUUGAUAUCUAUAAACAGUUUUGCAUAAAUUGACGAGACAAUUAUCCUUUCACUAUGGGGGACUUAAAAUGCCUGAUAAUGGUGCUUGUGUUAGGGACAGUGAACUCCCAGAGUAAUAGGACUAACAACACAGGCAGUGUGUCCACAUCUUCAACAACAAUGUCGCCAACAACACUGAAACCUACAGGCACUGUUAAUACGUCAGUCACCAUUCCAUCAGCUGCUUCACAAAAUUAUUCUUCUACAACCACGGCAGCAGCACCUUCAACAGUGAAAGACGACUCAAGCCAAACGCCUAGAGGAUUUCUCACUCCAACUUUACCACCGAGAACCACAACUACUGUCAUGACAACCAGCACCUUAGCACCCGCAAACUGCAGUAUUUGUGGCGUGCAAUGUAAUAACCAGUAUGAACCUGUUUGUUCAAAUCUCGACUUUAAACAGAUACCAAAUACACUGGGUAAUAUACGAUCGCUUGACGCUUCCAAUAAUUCUAUAGUAGAGAUCUCAAACAACAGUCUCCCCUAUCCCAAUCUUCUGUACCUUUUCUUGUCCCACAACCACAUAUCACGUUUCCAAGAAGGUUGCUUUGAUCGCACACCAGUUCUGGAACAUCUGGACCUGAAUUACAACUUGAUCACUCAGCAUACCUUUCGUACCCAAACUGUGUUUGCAGGCACGCCAAGUCUUAAAGAGCUGCUGUUGCGUGGCAAUAUGAUCACUGUGCUGAGCAAAAAGAUGCUGGACUGGGAGCUGUUGAAGGACCUGGAGCAGUUGGACUUAAGCUGGAACCGUAUUAUGCACUGUGAUAACAAUGCUUUGAUAAAUUUUGACCAAUUGAAGCACCUUAACCUGAGUCACAACAAGAUUGCAAGGAUAGAGGUAGACGCCAUAAUGAACAACAAACAGUUACAAGUCUUGGACUUGAGUUACAAUAAGUUGAACAGGCUUCAGGGUGUCUUUUCUACCCUCAAAAACCUGAAUACCCUCUACCUGGACUACAAUCAAAUUGACCGGCUUGACAGAGAACUAUUUACCAAUCUGAAAAACUUGCAACUGGUGAGCCUCUCCCACAACCGUCUGACGUCCAAUCCAGAUCAAUUUCCACCAAUGAUAUUCUACAAGCUGUCAGUCGCGACUUUGAAUCUGGGAUACAACAAUUUCAUGGAAUUCCCUACUGCCCUAGGGGGAGCCAAUGUGACCUCCCUUGAUUUCAGUGGGAAUCCCCUUAAGGAACUUCACAGGGACUCCUUCCAGUUGAGGGUGCAGACCCACCUUAAAGCAUUUAGCCUUAACUACUGCCCAAAUUUGGAGAGGGUUACACUUGAGUCUUUCUUGAAUUUCACAGCAUUGGUGAACAUUUCCAUUUCAAAUAAUCCAAAACUGACCAAGGUUGUUGCAGAGGAAGAAGAGGAACCUGGCCACCUUCAAACCCUCCGCCAUGUUUCCCUUCGCAACAACUCCCUGGAAUCUGUCAGUGAAUUUUUGUUGCCAUGGCAACAGCUGCAGUAUGCCGACCUGAGAGACAAUCCGUGGAGGUGUGAUUGCAAUCUUCGCUGGAUGCUGAGAGUAGAGGUUAUUGAGCCACACAAUGAGUCUCUGAUAUGUGCUGCACCACCCCAUCUGGCAGGUGACCACAUAUUGAGUGUGAAGUGGGAAGAUUUUGCAUGUUUCCAUGAACUUUGGGCCACAAUCACGCGACGUCAAAUCACCAUUGGUGUGGUGUCUGCCAUUAUUGUGGUACUGACUGUCAUUGGUGCAGUUUUCAUGUAUAGAAAUAAAUGGAAGCUGCCUGGACUUUACAAGAAGGUCGGAAAGUAUGCCAACAUGGAGGAGAGACACAGGGGGGAGAGCACGUCUUGUGCCGAACCUGGAGAUAUCCAAGUAUCGUAUAGAGACCAGGAUGAAACAGCCCGCAUUGACCUAGGCAACAUGGACAUUGAAGACCUUCAAGAUGACACAGAAACCUUGCAAGAAACAGAACAAAGGACUUUGAGAUUGAGUUCAACAGACAGAGAUGAUAAUGAGCUAUCGUUAGCGCUGGCGNCACUUGACGCUUCCAAUAAUUCUAUAGUAGAGAUCUCAAACAACAGUCUCCCCUAUCCCAAUCUUCUGUACCUUUUCUUGUCCCACAACCACAUAUCACGUUUCCAAGAAGGUUGCUUUGAUCGCACACAAGUUCUGGAACAUCUGGACCUGAAUUACAACUUGAUCACUCAGCAUACCUUUAGUACCCAAACCGUGUUUGCAGGCACGCCGAGUCUUAAAGAGCUGCUGUUGCGUGGCAAUAUGAUCACUGUGCUGAGCAAAAAGAUGCUGGACUGGGAGCUGUUGAAGGACCUGGAGCAGUUGGACUUAAGCUGGAACCGUAUUAUGCACUGUGAUAACAAUGCUUUGAUAAAUUUUGACCAAUUGAAGAACCUUAACCUGAGUCACAACAAGAUUGCAAGGAUAGAGGUAGACGCCAUAAUGAACAACAAACGAUUACAAGUCUUGGACUUGAGUUACAAUAAGUUGAACAGGCUUCAGGGUGUCUUUUCUACCCUCAAAAACCUGAAUACCCUCUACCUGGACUACAAUCAAAUUGACCGGCUUGACAGAGAACUAUUUACCAAUCUGAAAAACUUGCAACUGGUGAGCCUCUCCCACAACCGUCUGACGUCCAAUCCAGAUCAAUUUCCACCAAUGAUAUUCUACAAGCUGUCAGUUGCGACUUUGAAUCUGGGAUACAACAAUUUCAUGGAAUUCCCUACUGCCCUAGGGGGAGCCAAUGUGACCUCCCUUGAUUUCAGUGGGAAUCCCCUAAAGGAACUUCACAGGGACUCAUUCCAGUUGAGGGUUCAGACCCACCUCAAAGCAUUUAGCCUUAACUACUGCCCAUAUUUGGAGAGGGUUACGCUUGAGUCUUUCUUGAAUUUCACAGCACUGGUGAACAUUUCCAUUGCAAAUAAUCCAAAGCUGACCAAGGUUGUUGCAGAGGAAGAAGAGGAACCUGGCCACCUUCAAACCCUCCGCCAUGUUUCCUUUCGCAAUAACUCCCUGGAAUCUGUCAGUGAAUUUUUGUUGCCAUGGCAACAGCUUCAGUACGCCGACCUGAGAGACAAUCCAUGGAGAUGUGAUUGUAAUCUUCGCUGGAUGCUGAGAGUGGAGGUUAUCGAGCCACACAAUGAGUCUCUGAUAUGUGCUGCGCCACCCCAUCUGGCAGGUGACCACAUAUUGAGUGUUAAGUGGGAAGAUUUUGCAUGUUUCCAUGAACUUUGGGCCACAAUCACGCGCCGUCAAAUCACCAUUGGUGUGGUGUCUGCCAUUAUUGUGGUACUGACGGUCAUUGGUGCAGUUUUCAUGUACAGAAAUAAGUGGAAGCUGCCUGGACUGUACAAGAAGGUUGGAAAGUACGCCAACAUGGAGGAGAGACACAGGGGGGAGAGCACGUCUUGUGCCGAACCUGGAGAUAUCCAAGUAUCGUAUAGAGACCAGGAUGAAACAGCCCGCAUUGACCUAGGCAACAUGGACAUUGAAGACCUUCAAGAUGACACAGAAACCUUGCAAGAAACAGAACAAAGGACUUUGAGAUUGAGUUCAACAGACAGAGAUGAUAAUGAGCUAUAAAGUUGCGAUUUGACCUAUAGAUGGUGCUCUAGUCCAAGCGAGCCAGGAUUCAUUCCCAAAUAGUAUUUAAAGAGAAAAAAGAAGGGUGAGAGUAAAUAUUGAUAUUAGCUAAGUUAAAGGGUUAAACUGAAGGUGUGUUCCCACAUGGAAAAUGACAGAAAUAGCUUACUUAUGCAUAGGUCAUACAUAAAAUGCCAUCUUGUUAGUUUUUUAGAUUAGGUAGUGUCAGGAGUGGACAUUUUAAUUUUUCUUUAGCUGAGAGCAUAUAUGCCAUAGUUCCUAAAAUUUUGUACAUUUGUUUGAAGUGCACCCAUGUCUUCAUGUGAAUUGCUGUUGUGAUGAUGUUUUAUGAGAGCAAAUGUUUUUACAUUUUACCCCCUUGCUGAGCUUGAGAUUAGUGAAACAAGCAUGUCAAUAACUGCUUGUUUAUCAUGGUAGUGUCUUUGUUUGUGUAAAUAUUUUUUGAAUAUUUUUAUUUUGUCAUUACGUGGAAUGGGAAAGCACUCAAUGUUGUACUUUCAAAAUAAUGUAUAGUGUGAUGUAAUAGUUCAAAUUGAUAUCAAUAUUUAUAUGCUUUGAUAAACUGCAGCUCUUUUGAAAGGGACCAACAAGCUUAAUCGACAAGCUUGAAACUAACACAGAUAAUUGUCUGCCCAUGUAGAUAUUUAAUAUAAAACAUUCUUUAAAAUAUGACUUUUUAUUAAAAGUAUUUUUCAGUGAUUUUGUUUGCCCACUGAGAUAUGCAAUGAUGCUUUAUUUUUGCGCUCAUAAUGCAAAAGGUGAUGGGAGAAGGAAAAAGCAGCUACUUUUUAUAUAGCAGUCAUUCCAUAUGAUGCAAAAUGUUUUUCUCUUACAUUUUUUUAUGUAGGUGAAGGUGAAUGUAAAAAGCAAUGGAAUGUAAUUUUCAGUAUUAUUUUUUAAAUGUGAAAGUAAUCAUCUUGGUGGAGCCUUUUUGAAGUGACACAAAAAUAAUAACAAAACCAUUAACAGUACUUGUUUUAUUAAAAUCAAAUGGAAUUGAAUAAUUUAAAAGAAUGAUAUAGAAAAUUAAUGUUGUACAGGAUCCUGUAUAUAGAUUUGUAACGCUAUUAAUAUUUUUUUCAACAUGUAAAAGGUCGCAAUUUUACUCGUUCAUGUAUGGUUUUAACAUUUUGAUUGUACACUUCUGUAUCACGAUUUGUAAACUGUGUCAUGCAUUUAGCAAUUAUUAAUUCUUUUCUUAUCAGCUGAGACAAUGAACUGCGUACCCCAUCAA
Molecule: messenger RNA, 5037 nt
Organism: Lingula anatina
Lineage: Eukaryota; Metazoa; Brachiopoda; Lingulata; Lingulida; Lingulidae
Molecular function (GO): protein binding
Source: RefSeq, a predicted model, not a curated record